AUGAAGAACCGUACUAACAACCCUCUAGCUGGUGUCGUCAAUGCAAUCUUCGUCUUUGUCACAUUCCUCCUGUCGCUCCCAGGACUAUUCCUCCCAACCAAUCGAGGCUGGCUACGCGCCCAGGGUUGGCUGGUCAUCAUCUGUGCAACCUUUACGCUUGGUCUUGGUCUCGCCAUUUGGCUCGAGACGCUACAGACGCGCAAGAACCUUAGCAACAUCUGGGGCCGCGAGAGGCCGCUGAUCCAAAGUCUCCUGCAACAAAAGGACGCCACCUGCACAAACCCUCUUGUUGCAGCGCAGAAGGGUGGUUGCAUUGGCAAGUUCUCGUCCUUUGCCAACAGGUUCCUCGACCAAAUCUUCACCGCUGCCUUUGGCAUCGUCGGCAUCGACGUCAUUCUCGUUCUUUGCACAGCCAUGGUCCUCAAGUACAGGAUGGAGCAGGAGCGCUACCGCCACAUUGACGAGAAGAACGGCUUUGGAGGAUUGUAGGCGCAAGCGGUGAGGAGAGGCAAUAUGCAUUUCAACGCACGAAGCCUGCUCGGGAGGUUGUGGUAAUAGUGAGACAAACAGCGGCUCUCACGUUCUGUUCCGUUCAACGCGUCAAUUCUGCACUUAGCGUUCGUCCCUACCUGUAUAGACUACCCAUAAAAAUGACAACAACCACAUCGACC
Molecule: messenger RNA, 671 nt
Organism: Parastagonospora nodorum SN15
Lineage: Eukaryota; Fungi; Ascomycota; Dothideomycetes; Pleosporales; Phaeosphaeriaceae
Exons: 2
Coding region: 1-489 (162 amino acids)
Source: RefSeq, a predicted model, not a curated record